AUUACUACAUAACCUGUCACCAGUCAUACUUAUGAAACAGAACAUUGGACUGUGCUCAGUUAGGCGUUUACAACAUUUAACCCCGAACAGAAGGAUUCAACUCAUCUGCAACAUGUCGUUUUACAGGAACGCCGUUUGGUUCAUGAAAGGACUUCAGGAGUACACAAAGUAAGUGUCUGCAAUACUGUCAGUUUACCGUACACUGAGUCGUACCUCGUUUAAACCUCUUUAUGAAGUAUAUCCUUGAGAAAUACUUAGAUAGAUAAAUAGAUAGAUAUACUUUAUUGAUCCCAAACUGGGAAAUUCUCUGAAAAAAUUCUCCUGUAAGCUGUUACUUGUUAACAUGCUGGAGUUUGGCUGUCUGAGACCCUGUGACAAGCUGAUAGAAGCUGACAAAAUAUAUAGAGAUUAACAGGAGCCUUUACUUUUCCCUAGAGCACAUUUAAGGGUUUGAUAUUUUGAGUUUUGUCAGACCAAAAACAAGAUUGAAACAGAAAACCAGUGACAUUUACAAUGAAAGAGACUGAGGGCUGUUAAUGUUUAAACCCAGCUGAAUGAGAGAGGCUGUGUCAAAUAAAACAAGACUGAUUUAAUGAAAGACUGUAGCAGCACUGAUGUAUCAUACUAAAUGUGCCCAUUGAAAUCCUAUCUCUUAAAAACUGUUCUACAUAAAAGAAAUGUAGAACAGUUUUCCUCAAAUUUCCUCUUGUAGAACUUGUGUCAUUUUCUAAUCACAUGGUCUCAUUAUACACAAGUCAGCCUCCACUGACAUGGUACCUUAUAAGAGGCAAUCAACUGUUAUGCAUGAUAUUUCAGCAAAAUUGAAGUGGAAGAACAAAUAUGCAGGAGACAAUUUGAGAUUAAAUCAAUUAAAAAUAAAUAGAAUACGUAAUGAAUCAAUCAGAGACUGAUAGUUUUAAAAGAUAGAAGAUAUAUGGCAGAGUAGUAAUUUCAUCCUCCCACAGGCAGUUCAGAGAAGGGUAUGAAUCAGAAUUAUUUAUUAAUGGCCACACAACAUGGUUGGUGGAAUUUGUUUUCCGGUACAGCACAUCAGGCUCACAUCUCCUGUGUCGGAUACAUAAAUGCAUGCAGAAAUAAAAAAAUACAACAAUACAAGAUAAUAGAUGUGGAUACAAUUUGAACCAGCAGGGGUGGAACACCUGUAGUAAUAAAAUACAACAACUUUGUGUCCAACAACAGAGGAAAAACAUGAGGAAAAUAAUGUUGACAAUCUAAAAACUACAAGGUUUUAUCCCAACUGUAACGUAAAUGUAACAAUUAAUUCACGGUCAUGAGUGUUUUACAGAAAGCAUUGCUAUUUAGAUGCAGUCCAUGACUGAACAAACUGAAACACUAAAACAUGAACAUACACCUGAAAUACUGAAACUCUUGACAUUCAUUCAUUAUAUCAAAAAGGGGCUUUUUUAAACAUGAAUCUACUCAGUGCUAUAAACUCAGACAUCUGUAACUUCAUCAAGUAUUAUAAAAUAAACAAUUACAGUUCCUAUUUGUGUGUGUGAAAUUUAAUCUACUGCUUUUGACACUAACAGGAGUGGAUAUGAAGCUGCAGCGAAGCACUUUGCUCCAGGAGACCUGGAUGUAAAUCUGAAUGGCCGGUCCUUCAUGAUCACAGGAGCAAACAGCGGAAUAGGAAAAGCUACAGCACAGGAAAUAGCCAACAGAGGUGAGCUAUUAAAUGGUAACAAAGAAGGCAGACUCUGUUUAUUGAGGGUACAAACAGAGACUGCAGAAGUAGAGUGGUUCUUCCACUUUUUGUAAAGGCUAUGAGGUGUAGCACCUGAAUUUGAUUCAGUAAGCCCUCCUGGUCUCCGUCUUAAUCCUUUGUGUUGUACAAGAGCCAGGGCAAAACUUGUGAUGACAACUUCCUUUGUUAUUUGUAUGAAAAUCUCUCUUCACUGACUGACUCUUUGACAGUGCUGCUUGUGUCUGUUUCUUUGUUUGUUUGUUUAAUUUUAAUCCAGUUUCCUUGGCCAUGUCAAGCAUCAGCACAGUGAAUUACAGAAAAACUAUAUAUUCAUAAAGCUGGUGAACAUUUAUAUUAUCUACAACCUGAUUCUUUUACUUCUAAGUCAUUUAAAAAUUAUGACAGAGGAAUAUUUUUUCUCUUUAUCUAAAUUUCUUCUCAUUUCCAAAUAAACACUGAUGUUCAUAUUUAAUGUUUGGUUUUAAGCUUUCAUCUGGGUGUGGUUUGUAUAAAGUCAUUUCCAGGUUUUUAACAAACACUCCUGCUUUUGUUUUCUUCAUGUGCGAUGUGUCAAUAAAUCCCACCUGUGCUGUAUUUUUUGUCUUUUUUUUUUCUAGGAGGGACUGUUCACAUGGUGUGCCGAAACAAAGGGCGAGCAGAUGCAGCCAAAGAGGAAAUAGUGGAAAAGAGUAAAAACCAGGUGAGAACUGUUUUGCUUUUUGAGCUGUGCUACAAGAGGGAUGCUUGACCUUUUCGGAUGAGGAAAAAUCCCCCACCCUGUACCAAACUAACUAAACACUCCAUUGUCUUGGGUUUGCUGUGUAAAAAUGCCGACUGAACAAGGAAUUUUAAAUCAAACAUAAAUCUAUUACCAAAAGAGGAAUAAAUAAAGUUUUGUCCAAAAGUUUACUUUGGGGCUUUUUAUGCUGAUAAUUUAGAGAAAGGAUAGGAGAAGACAGUGGAGAAUGGCAUUCAGCAAAGGGCUGUGGGCUGGACUCAAGCUGGGCAGGCGCUUUCCUGACAUACACUCUCUGUACUGUAUGUGGGGGGCUUGAUUGGACCACAGAGCUAAACCAGCACCCUAAACCUCUCCCCAUUACACUCUUUAUUUGUCACGUCCAAAAAGUUGGGAAUAUUUUCAUGUUUGUGUCUUUUUUUCCAGAAUGUUCACGUCCAUAUCGUCGACAUGUCCAGUGCAAAACAAGUGUGGGAGUUUGCCCAGAAUUUCUCACAAAACAGCGCUCUACAUGUCCUGGUAGGUGGGAUGCAGAUAUUUUUCGAGUUCAUUAAGCUGUUCUGCACAAAUUUGUUGAUGUAUUUACUUAUGUUCACUAGGUAAACAAUGCAGGCUGUAUGGUGAACCAGAGAGAGUUGACUGAGGAAGGUUUGGAGAAGAACUUCGCCACGAAUACACUCGGUAACGAUUUGCAUCGGUAGUCAGGUUAAAUAUGAAUCUUUAAAGCCACUGUUAGGGUAAUAACAGGGCCAGUGCAUAACUCUAGGUCUGAAACUAGUUAUGUCUGAACUAUCUUCUGUACUUCCCUGUAUUUUCAGGUACAUACAUCCUGACUGCAGCUUUGAUUCCUGCUUUACAAAAGGUUGAAGAUGCAAGAGUGGUGGGUUGAAUUUCAGACAAAAUGACACACAAAUCAUGAAUAGAGCAAAUGUAACACCUAUACGUGUAAAAGCUGUGUUUUAUUAUAACUCCAGUGUCAUAUUGUCUGUUUUCUCUCUUCAGGUGACGGUGUCCUCAGGCGGCAUGCUCACACAGAAGCUGAACGUGGACGAUCUGCAGUUUGAGAAAGGGACAUUUGAUGGCACUAUGGCCUACGCUCAGAACAAGGUAACCACACUGACUCACAAAAGAUGAACAGAAGACACUGUGGACUGUAGUAUUCAUGUUUUUUUGUUGUCUAAUUUUCCCCGGACAGAGACAGCAGGUAAUUCUGACAGAGAGGUGGGGCGCUCAGCACAAAGAUAUCCACUUCUCCUCUAUGCAUCCAGGCUGGGCAGAUACACCAGGUAAACACGGUUUUUCACUCAGGAUUAGAAAAUGGCAAAUAAAGUUCAAGAUAGCAAGAAACUAGAUUUGGUUGCCGUGGUUGAUAUCACCUACAUAAGUAGCACUCAGACACAUUCCUGUGACUGACACUGUUUGUUCUGCUCUCUGCAGCCGUCCAGCAGUCAAUGCCUUCUUUUCACGCCAAGAUGCAGUCCAAACUGAGGACGGAGGCCAUGGGGGCGGACACAGUGGUGUGGCUUGCCGUGUCUCCAUCUGCCAUCAAGCAGCCCAGUGGACUUUUCUUCCAAGGUCAGGGUGACAUGUUUGUCUUUGUAGUAGUGUAUUUAUAUUUGUGCUGUCUUAUCUGCUUUUUUUAAAAUUUUGUUUAAAAAACGAGUAUUUUUUCUUAAAGUUGUUUACAGCAACAUAAACUGAAAUACAUGAUCGUCACUGAUGUUUUUGUGUUAUUUUUCUUUCAGAUCGUAAAGCCGUGGCGACUCACCUCCCCCUGGCGUCUUCCAGGUCAUCACCGGAGGAGGAGCAGAGACUUGUCACAGCGCUGGAGGAGCUCACCCUCAAGUUCAAACCUUAAUAACUUAGUGAUUUUAUUAACAAAAACCAAACACCACCAAAUCAUUACCAAUGUUUACAUGUUAAAUAAAUGCUAGUAACAAGAAGCAUAUGUAAAGCUUCAUGUGAAAGGCAAGCUUCAUGUAGUAAAAGACUGUCAAACUGUGGUUAGUUUUUUUAUUUUUUAUGAAGGAAUCGUGUUUUUUUUUUUAAUUUGGUCCCUUAGAUUGACUUAAAAAACACUAAAUUUGCUUCACUAAUUAACAUAUUAAUCUAAGUACUGAAUACUGUAUCCUUUGAGCAUAUGUGGAGGUAUUUUAUGAAGAAGGAAUCUUGUAUGUUUUUUAUUUUAUUUUAAAUUUUAUUAUUUUGUCCCUCAGAUUGACUUAUAAAAAACACUCAAAUUUGUUUCGCUUAUUAGUCUAAGUACUGAAUACUGUAUCCUUUGAGCAUAUGUGGAGGUAUUUGAAAAUCAAUGGUGCUUUUAUGUUAUCCCGCAUUAUGAUUGUAACAAAAAUACACGUUUUUCUAUCUACAUAUGUCUGUGAAAUGUUUUAAUUUUGUCCGUGUUUUGGGAGAGGUGGAGGCUUAUACAUUUUAAAAUUAAAGAUAUUUAUACAUUUUUC
This is a messenger RNA of Xyrichtys novacula (pearly razorfish), 4903 nucleotides long. Lineage: Eukaryota; Metazoa; Chordata; Actinopteri; Labriformes; Labridae. The record is from the annotation of a GenBank genome assembly.